Arvicanthis niloticus (Nile rat) is the source of this 1956-nucleotide messenger RNA. Its product is annotated as carboxylesterase 1D. NCBI's taxonomy places the organism in Eukaryota, Metazoa, Chordata, Mammalia, Rodentia, Muridae. The record is from RefSeq and is a predicted model, not a curated record.
CAGGUCCACAACAGAAGCAAUUCUAAAGCAGCAGUUAGCUCACAGACCCACGGUGCCCUUGUCCUUCUACAAUGGGCCUCUAUCCUCUCGUCUGGCUUUUUCUUGCUGCAUGUACAGCUUGGGGGUAUCCAUCCUCACCACCUGUGGUGAACACCGUUAAAGGCAAAGUCCUGGGGAAGUAUAUCAAUUUGGAAGGAUUUGCACAGCCUGUAGCUGUUUUCCUGGGAGUCCCCUUUGCCAAGCCCCCUCUUGGUUCCUUGAGGUUUGCUCCACCACAGCCUGCAGAACCCUGGAGCUUUGUGAAGAACACCACCUCCUACCCUCCUAUGUGCUCUCAAGAUGCUGUUGGAGGGCAGGUUCUCUCAGAGCUUUUCACCAACAGAAAGGAGAACAUUCCUUUACAGUUUUCUGAAGACUGCCUCUACCUGAAUAUUUACACUCCCGCUGACUUGACAAAGAACAGCAGGCUACCAGUGAUGGUGUGGAUCCAUGGAGGUGGACUGGUAGUGGGUGGGGCAUCUACCUAUGAUGGACUGGCCCUCUCCGCCCAUGAAAAUGUGGUGGUGGUGACCAUUCAGUAUCGCCUUGGCAUCUGGGGAUUCUUCAGCACUGGGGAUGAACACAGCCAGGGCAACUGGGGUCACUUGGACCAGGUGGCUGCAUUACACUGGGUCCAGGACAAUAUUGCCAACUUUGGGGGCAACCCAGGCUCUGUGACCAUCUUUGGAGAGUCAGCAGGAGGUUUCAGUGUCUCUGUUCUUGUCUUAUCUCCUCUGGCCAAGAACCUCUUCCACAGGGCCAUUUCUGAGAGUGGCGUGUCCCUCACUGCUGCUCUGAUUACAACAGAUGCCAAACCCAUUGCUGAUCUGGUUGCUAUUCUUUCUGGGUGUAAAACUACCACAUCAGCUGUUAUGGUUCAUUGCCUGCGCCAGAAGACAGAGGACGAACUCCUGGAGACCUCACUAAAAUUGAAUCUUUUUAAACUGGACUUACUUGGAAACCCAAAAGAGAGCUAUCCCUUCCUCCCUACUGUGAUUGAUGGAGUGGUGCUGCCAAAGGCCCCAGAAGAGAUCCUGGCUGAGAAGAGUUUCAACACUGUCCCCUACAUGGUGGGCAUCAACAAGCAAGAGUUUGGCUGGAUCAUUCCAACGCUUAUGGGCUAUCCACUCUCUGAAGGCAAACUGGACCAGAAGACAGCCAAUUCCCUCUUGUGGAAGUCCUACCCAACACUUAAAAUCUCUGAGAAUAUGAUUCCAGUGGUUGCUGAGAAGUAUUUAGGAGGGACAGAUGACCCUGCCAAAAAGAAAGACCUGUUCCAGGACUUGAUUGCAGAUGUGAUAUUUGGUGUCCCAUCAGUGUUGGUGUCUCGAAGCCACAGAGAUGCUGGAGCCUCCACCUACAUGUAUGAAUUUGAGUAUCGCCCAAGCUUUGUAUCAGCCAUGAGACCCAAGGAGGUGUUAGGAGACCACGGUGAUGAAAUCUUCUCAGUAUUUGGAUCUCCAUUUUUAAAAGAUGGCGCCUCAGAAGAGGAGACCAACCUCAGCAAGAUGGUGAUGAAAUUCUGGGCCAACUUUGCUCGGAAUGGGAACCCUAAUGGGGGAGGACUGCCUCAUUGGCCAGAAUAUGACCAGAAGGAAGGGUACCUGAAGAUUGGUGCCUCAACUCAGGCAGCCCAGAGGCUGAAGGACAAAGAAGUGGCUUUUUGGACUGAGCUCAGGGCCAAGGAGGCAGCAGAGAGGCCAUCCCACAGGGAACAUGUUGAACUCUGAUCAGGAGAAUCAGCUGUGUUUAAGAACCUGGAGCCCAAGAAGUAUUAUUCCACAGACGAUUUUGUAGAGAAAUAACACUUCUUAUCUUUGAGGCUAUAACCUUAAUAUGGCAUUUUAUACAAAUGUAUUAAAGAGGAAAUAUUUAUCCUCUUCAAUGUGUAAAAAUAAAACAUUGUUUUGAAAAUCA